AUGCUGACCUGCAAAAUAUUUGGCAAAAGUUUUGCGGGUUUUCUGAUAGUUUCGAGGUCACGUUUAGUUGCAGAGUAUGCAGCCAAGGGGAAAAUUAUGAGGCGACGAACGGCAUAUCCGGUGUACGAAUUCGUUCCACAAAUUGCCGACUUUGAUCUUGAAACAGACGAUAUUCCGGGAGACACUUCGGCAUUUAGUGCUGAUGCGUCUAUGCAAAACAUGAUCCCAGUUAUGUGCAGCCCUCAUGAUGAACAUCAGGCUGUGUGUGCCGCAACAAAAAGGAAGUUCGAGAGCCGUUUGAUCAAUCUAAACCUGGAAGUAACUAACUUGAAGAAACGCUGCAAUGGUCUCGAGGGCGUCGUCAAAGAACAGGAGCAAAAAAUUCAAGCACAGGAAAAAACGCCUAAGCUCGCCCUAAACGCGCUCAACAGGACGUUUAACUCCGACCAAGUGGACAUGCUUUUGUACCAAAAGAAACGUCCGAGAGAAUGGAGUGAUGAAACGGUAACGGAAAGCCUUAAAACGAAAUUCGUGUGUGGGAAGAAGGGAUAUGAGCACCAGCGGAGUAAGUAUCCACUGCCAUCGGAACAGACGUUACAACGUAAGGUAGAAGAUUUGGAUUUUAACCCUGGAAUACUAUACGACGUAUUGGAGCUUUUGAAACUGAAAGUUGGCACAAUGCUACCAGAAGAUCUCGACUGUGGACUCGUAUUCGAUGAAAUGUCUAUCGAAGAAGCAAGAAGUUUUUGUAUUUCGGACAGUAAGUUCUACGGAGAUAUAACCAUAGAUGGUCAAACCGGACUGGCAAGUCAUGCACUAGGUUUUGUAUUGGUCGGAGUCAGGGGCAGGUGGAAGCAAACUGUUGGUUACCAUUUGACGGGAAAUAGUAUACCUGAAAAUGAUCUGAAAGAAGUCGCCUACAAAAUUAUCCGAGAAGUAGAAUCUUUUGGUUGCAAAGUCCAUUUCCUCACAUCGGAUUGUGGUCCAAAUAAAAAACUGUGGAAUGCUCUAAAACUGAAGUUCCAUAGGAACAACGUCAUGGAAAGUGUUCCCAUUGAACAUCCUACGGAUUCGACCAGAAAGCUGGAAAUCAUUCCGGAUGUGGUGCAUGUCUUCAAAUCAACAGUGCAAGGGUGGUUAAAUAACGAAGUGCUGUGGCUACCACCAGACGUGGUGAAAUCUAACGGAUUUUGCACGAACGAAGUCAACGUGCAACACCUGGCGGACCUUGUAAACUAUGAACGUGAAAAUUUACUUAAAGUGGCACACAGUCUGAAGCCUGAGGAUGUGGAAUUUGGAAAGAAGAGGAGUAAUUUUGAUGUGAUGAAAGUGAUUAAUUCCACAAAAUACGUGAACCAGAAUAUUUCUGCCGCACUUCGAUUUUACAGCAAUGCUGCGAAUCGACCCGAACUUCUCCCAACAGCUUACUUCAUCGAAACACUUUCCAAAUGGUUUCGCCUCUCAACAAGCAGAUUAAGCAAAACUAACAUCCAGAAAUAUCAUGAAACGCUUGAGUUCUAUGAAUUUUUCAGGAAAAUGAUUUUUGCUUUAGAGGUAGGACAUAAGCGGUACUGGAAACCCUGGCAGGCAGCUAUAAUUCUUGCCACAAACUCUAUACUAAGACUACAAGACAUGUUCUUGAACGUGAAAGGAUACAGCUUUCUUUUUACGUCACGCUUCACUCAAGAUUGCGUGGAGAAUAUUUUUUCUCAAAUUAGAAUUAGGCAAAAGAAACCCACUGCGUUACAAUAAGGUUUCUUGAAAUCAUUGUCAGUUUCACAAUAUCUAACAACGGUGCGUAAUUCAUCAUAUGACACAGAUGACAGAGAUUGGCUAAUAGAAUUUCCUUCGAAUAUUAAGCAGUUGAAGCAAACCAGAACUAUGAGAGUAGAACAAAAAGCAUUCGUAGCGAACAACUUAUGUAGCUUAAAUAAGCAGGCAGCGUUAGAAAGAAUGAACGACACAGAAAAGAAUGUUAUCUACCAUAUUGCCGGUAUGAUUGUGUACAAAGUGGCGAAACAUGGAGCAGUCUGCCACCAAUGUAUCGAAAAAUGCACAGCAUCUACACCUUUUGUAUCAGAUUUCAGCAAACUCACUAUUACAAAAGAUUUUACCGGUCAGGCAUUGGUUUAUGUUAAUGAAGAAACAUUCAUUUUCUUUUUGAAAUUAGAGCUUGUGUUGAGAAGCGAGUUAGAGAAUCUAGAAAACAAUAACGUAUUUGAUUACAUUGAAUCACAGUUGUUACAUGUUCCAGCCACGCACAUGAUCUCCUGUCAUGAUUUAAAACGAAAACUCAUAAGACGCUUUUUGAAUUUUCGUUUAAAAAUUCAGGAAUCGAAAAAAGUUCAUAAAAAUAGGUUCGAUAGCAGAUCAAUGGCCGUAUAG
This is a messenger RNA of Armigeres subalbatus, 2385 nucleotides long. RefSeq lists its product as uncharacterized. NCBI's taxonomy places the organism in Eukaryota, Metazoa, Arthropoda, Insecta, Diptera, Culicidae. The record is from RefSeq and is a predicted model, not a curated record.